AUGCGUCAUUCGGAGCAUCUGACGCGUAUGCAACAACUUGAGGAAGGUCGUGCUGCAAAAUUAAGAAACAUAAAGUACGUUCGUCUGAAUCACCGACUAGCGAAGUACAUGCGUGCAUAUCAGGUUAAUAUGACCAGACGCAGUGCAAGCGAUCCCUCCAAUGUGUGGCUUGUAACAUUGCCUUAUCUGGAUCGAGUGCAAUACUUGUUGUCCGACACAGAUUCAACGGGACUUCGAAGCAGGAAAUCAGCUCGAUACCAGCAUAAGCAUGUUGUCGAAAGUGUCAACAAGAAUGUCGCUACAACUGCUGCCGCACACCAUGCGCCUAGAGCUAAUGAG
Messenger RNA from Anisakis simplex (herring worm), 339 nucleotides. NCBI's taxonomy places the organism in Eukaryota, Metazoa, Nematoda, Chromadorea, Rhabditida, Anisakidae. The record is from the annotation of a GenBank genome assembly.